AUGUUAACGGAGGAGCUUGUACCAAAUCGUCGCCUAACAAGAAUUUAUCCGCGUGCGAAUUUAAUUACAUUCGAAAAAUAUCAACAACAACAACAGCAACAGCAGCUUCAACAUAAAGCAACAGCAAAAGAAGCGAGGAAAGCGAGUAAAGGUUUCAGAAUUGUAAAAGAGCUAAUUGGUGAACUCGGGCAGCAGACAAGCAUCCCUGGCUUGAGUAAACCAUUGGCACUUAAUAUGGGUGCAGUGGAGCGCCUCUUCUGGACGAUCGGCUUUCUCUGUGCACUCGGCAUGAUGAUCUACGUUAUUCAAAUGCUCGCCGCGCGCUACAAUCGACAACAAUUCAAGACGAUCGUAAAUGCCACGAAUUAUCCAAUUUAUCGUAUUGUUUUUCCCGAGGUCUACCUCUGCAAUCAGAAUCGUUUGAAUUGGGCGCGCUUCAACUCGGCAAAGGAAAAUUAUCUGCGGCGCGAACACCACAACACCGAGCUAGAGCGCCUAUUCACCGAAGUAGUCGCACUUUAUGACACUUUCUAUUUUGGUAGUUUCGAUAGAUUCGAAAAAUUGAACACCACACGACCGCUGCACGAAUUGGAUUAUGUGAACUUCACAUUGGUCGCACAAUUUAUGGCCUGGCGUUGUGACGAACUGCUCACCGAUUGUGUGUGGCGUCACAGGCCAAUGAAUUGUUGUGACAUAUUUAGCGCACGUCGUUCCAUAUACGGAUUUUGCAUGUCCUUCAAUACAAUCGAAACGGCACAAGGACAAUUAAGACAAAAAUUAGACGAUAAAUGGCCGUGGCGUGCCACUCGAAAUGGGCCGGGUAAUGGCCUAAACGUGCGAGUGCUGAUAAACGAACAGAUGCAUUCACCGUUCGCUUCGCGAGAGAAGGGCAUUAUGUUUAUGCUCAUGGAACCUGGCGUGUGGUGGAGUUAUCCAAAUCAAGUGCAUGUAAACGAUCAGAUUAGGGUGAAACUGGAUGCACAAUUGAGUUUCUACGAUGAGACAACACGGCGGCUAUCUUCGCAAGUGCGCGAAUGUGUUUUCGAUGAUGAACGAAAUAGCCUCGAUUUCAAAACGCUAAUGAAUCACAAAUAUAUGUUCGAGAACUGUCAGGCGGAAUGCUUGCAGGAGCAUACUAUGAAAUAUUGCAAUUGCUCCUUGGACAUUUUCUUUCCACCCAGUCAAUAUCCAGCUUGCAAACUGUCUGACAUGCCAUGCUUGGCGCAACAUAAUAAUCAUUUAAAAUACUUCGAACAAAGCGGUGAAAAAGAUUCCAUGCCAAUUAAUGUUAGUGCUAUGGGUAUGGUCUGUGAGUGCUUCCUAAAUUGCCUGUCACUAGCCUAUCUGAUUGAUGUUCGCACAAAUGAUUUGCCAACGAUUUCUCAGCAGGAAAAUAAUUCUCACAUGGAUAUGGACUUUUUCUUUAUACGCGAUUCAAUUGUAGUUUUUCGCACAACGGAUUUCGCUGCCAUCGCCAUGACCACUGCCUCUGGAAAUGAUUUGCCGCUUGCUAGUAGAGUUGUUGCCGCUGUAGCUGAUGCUGAUGCUGCCGCUAUUGAAGCUGCCAUUUUCACGGUCGACUGCAACAUGAAUGAGGUGGAUUUCAUUGGGCAAAGGCUACAUCACCAUCAUGGUCAUUGUCAUUGUCAUUGUCACCGACAGUGUCGCGCAACAACUUCUAGAUUUCACGCUGUUGCUGUGCGCUGA
Messenger RNA from Rhagoletis zephyria (snowberry fruit fly), 1707 nucleotides. Its product is annotated as pickpocket protein 19-like. Gene Ontology annotation, molecular function: ligand-gated sodium channel activity. Lineage: Eukaryota; Metazoa; Arthropoda; Insecta; Diptera; Tephritidae. The record is from RefSeq and is a predicted model, not a curated record. Gene Ontology annotation, biological process: sodium ion transmembrane transport. Gene Ontology annotation, cellular component: plasma membrane.